GAUUCUAGCACUGUAAAUAAGAGAAUUUAGGUUGGGAACAUCUGAGAGUAUCAGUGUUGUGGUUCUGAAUGUCUAUGGCAUGCUUAAACAUGUACAACAAUGACCAAUCUAUGGACCCAAGAAUCUCUUUCUCAAAUGAUUUUGCAGAUGCCCAACAAGCUGCUAAGCAAGAGAACAAGUAUAGGGAAGCACCAGUUUCUGCAGAUUUUGAGUUCUCAGUGAGGAACUACAGCAUGACUCCUGCAGAUGAGAUUUUCUUCAAGGGAAUGUUGGUGCCUUCGAAGGAUAAUUCUGGGAGGAAGAUGACUUUGAGAGAGGAAUUGCUGGUUGAUGAUGAUGAUGAGUACAAGGAUGCUUUGCCAAGAGUGCCAAAGAUUUCUGGGUGGUGGACAGAGAGGUUGAGGCUGAAGAAGGGUCAAAUUGUGGCAAAAAAGGAAGAUAGAAAUGUUUUGGAGGAAGUAGUUGAAGAGCCAAGGCCUGCAUUUGUUAAUGACAAAAAGCCUAUCACUGUUGGCACAACAAUUCAGGAAUUGUUACUUGAAGGAGGGUUGCAUAGUGCGAAGACUGGAAUAUGAUUCCAGGGAGGAUGAUGACAAGCCAAGAGGGAUUCAUUCUAUGGGGAAAAAAAGUGUCAUUUCACGGGGAAGGACAAUAGAGAGCUCCUUCUGCAGAAUAGUUUUUGCUUUUGUCAUCAACUUCUGCUAUAUUUUUUCUACUAUAGCUUUUAUUAUUUUCAGUCAAUUCUGAAGUAGAGAAGAAGCUAUUACCUGUUUUUGUUCUGUACAAAUGUUUGCAAAUUAAGAACUUUCAUGUGUUAGAAGUUUUGAGCCUAAUGUAAUCUAUUUAUUAUUUUUUCUCAUAA
This is a messenger RNA of Mangifera indica (mango), 862 nucleotides long. RefSeq lists its product as uncharacterized. The record is from RefSeq and is a predicted model, not a curated record. The transcript is spliced from 2 exons. NCBI's taxonomy places the organism in Eukaryota, Viridiplantae, Streptophyta, Magnoliopsida, Sapindales, Anacardiaceae. Bases 69 to 575 code for a protein of 168 amino acids.